Molecule: messenger RNA, 905 nt
Organism: Diabrotica balteata
Lineage: Eukaryota; Metazoa; Arthropoda; Insecta; Coleoptera; Chrysomelidae
Source: the annotation of a GenBank genome assembly
AGGAAAAUUGUCAAAACUAUAUUAGGAUUAUGGCGAAAACCAGUACGGGAAAAUUACUUCUGUGCGGCACCAAUGCCUUUAAGCCAAUAUGUCGAGAGUACAACAUCUUAACCAAAAAUUAUACGUCAGCUAAAGAAAAACCCGGACAAGCAGUAUGUCCUUACGAUCCUCACCAUAACUCUACUGCGAUCUAUGUUGCUGACACACAAACUACAAUACAAAACAUACAACAAUCACCACACACGAUCCAAAAUUACAGAAUCGAGGACAUCCCCCCAGACAUCUGUCAACAGAGACAAUUCUAUCGAGUUAUCAAUGACAACGAUCUCAUCCCAGAUUUAGACAAUAAAAAUCUUCCCAACCCAAAAGGCAGCUUCCGCACCUGUUCUCUGAAUGUUGAUCUAGAAAUUCAGAAAUGUUUAUAUUUAUCGGUGAAUAUAAAACGAGUUGGUUCACGAUCUAAUGCAGGCACCUGUUGUCUGAAUGUUGAUCUAGAAAUUCAGAAAUGUUUAUAUUUAUCGGUGAAUAUAAAACGAGUUGGUUCACGAUCUAAUGCAGGCACCUGUUGUCUGAAUGUUGAUCUAGAAAUUCAGAAAUGUUUAUAUUUAUCGGUGAAUAUAAAACGAGUUGGUUCACGAUCAAAUGCAGGCACCUGUUGUCUGAAUGUUGAUCUAGAAAUUCAGAAAUGUUUAUAUUUAUCGGUGAAUAUAAAACGAGUUGGUUCACGAUCAAAUGCAGAUGUUAACUCAGACCACAACCCGUUAGUUGCUGACGUGAAAGUAAAAUUCAAAAGAAUUGAACUUAGGAAACAACAACCAAAAAUUAAUGUAAGAAUGCUCAAAAACGAAGAAAUAAAAAACAAAUUAAAAAAUAAUGUGAAUAAAUAUGCAAAAAACACUAACUGA